Molecule: messenger RNA, 4695 nt
Organism: Penicillium expansum
Lineage: Eukaryota; Fungi; Ascomycota; Eurotiomycetes; Eurotiales; Aspergillaceae
Exons: 9
Coding region: 1-4695 (1564 amino acids)
Biological process (GO): mitotic sister chromatid cohesion; transmembrane transport; maintenance of mitotic sister chromatid cohesion
Cellular component (GO): SMC loading complex; chromatin
Molecular function (GO): double-stranded DNA binding; transmembrane transporter activity
Source: RefSeq, a predicted model, not a curated record
AUGGCCGAAGUAAGAGAUCCAUCUCGGAAGUCGUCACCCACUUCGAGUAGCCCGGUACCUAUCGCCGGGUCUGAAGAGUCGAAAGACGUAUCGAUACGCAAUACUAUGGAUGAGGAUGAGAAGAAAGCGGCUCCUCUAACAGGGCCUCCUAGUGUGGAGUAUCCGGGAGCUAUAAUGGGCAGUGUUCUCACCAUCGCCUUGCUGCUGGCCAUGUUUCUGGUCGCUUUGGACAUGAGCAUCAUCACCACCGCUAUUCCCACUAUCACGGCUCGCUUCCAUAGCGAAGGUCAGAUGGGAUGGUAUGGAUCCGCCUUCUUCCUUUGUUUGGCCAGCUUCCAGUCCUUUUGGGGGAAAGCAUACAAGUACUUCCCCAUCAAGAUUGCCUUUUUAACCGCCAUCGCUGUGUUUGAGCUGGGAAGCUUGGUUGCCGCCCUCUCGCCCAACAGCCCGGCCUUGAUCAUCGGCCGUGCCAUUCAAGGCGUCGGUGGCGCGGGUGUUACCGGUGGCUGCUACACAGUUCUAGCGUUCAUCACGCGUCCGAAAUACCUACACGCGGUUUUCGGUCUCACCAGUGGCGUCUUUAGCUUGUCUUCUGUGCUGGGCCCCAUCCUGAGUGGUGUAUUCACCCAGUACGCGACAUGGCGAUGGUGCUUCUGGGUUAACUUACCCAUUGGAGGUUUCGCAGUGAUCAUUUUGGUGUUGUUCUUGAAGAUGCCUCCUCAUUCUCGUGUUGCGCAUGCUAAAUUGAAGGAGCUCCCCUUCCUCUUCGAUAUCCCGGGCAUCACUCUCACGGUGUGUGCGUUGGUAUGUCUGGUCUUGGUACUGGAGAACGGCGGUGUCACCAAACCUUGGAACAGCAGUUACUGUAUUGGACUUCUCAUUGGAUUUAUCCUUAUCGUUAUUUUUCUCAUCGCCCUAGAAUGGAGGCAAGGUGAAGGGGCCAUGAUUGUUCCUCGGAUCAUCAAGCGCCGAACCGUUCUCGUCCUUGCGCUGUUCAACUUGACAGCACAGGGCUCUGGAUUCGCCCGUAUUUAUAACCUUCCCAUUUACUUCCAGGCAGCACAAGGCCAGUCACCAUCAGAGUCGGGGAUUCGAACACUACCUACAGUGCUGACAACCUCCAUAUUCAGUUUCGCUGGGUCCCUUGCUAUCGGCAAGGUGGGCUACUACCAGCCCUUCCUCAUGCUGGGUUCCAUGUUUGUGACGAUAGGAUCCGCUAUGAUAUACACCCUGGAGCCGAACUCUGGGGCAGGCAAAUACAUUGGUUAUCAGGUGCUGGCCUCGAUUGGGUCGGGGCUCAUCAUCCAGCUCAACGUCAUUGUGGCUCAGGCAAUCUCCAAGCGGGUGGACAUGUCUGUCACCGUGGGCACCGUUUUAUUCUUCCAAUUCAUUGGCGGUACUAUCGGUGUUUCAGCUUCCACGAAUAUAAUGAACAACGUCCUUAUUUCCUCGCUGCCGAUAGAUAGCCCGAUAUCUGCUUCUGAUGUGCUUACCGCUGGUUCAACCAAUCUGGCCAAGAUAUUCCCGGAUGUCGCGGAUCUCAACAUUGUUGUUAACGCUUACAUGAAAGGAUUAAAGGCCGCUUGGAUCUGGAGUAUUGCCCUAGCCGGUGUUUCCUUCUUGGUUUCCCUCGCCGCAGAGCGCAAGACUGACCGCCCUGGGGUUUCUCCGGACCGACACGAUCCACGCUCACCAUCCCACGCGUUUGACCUGAUCCUCGAUUUAUACGAGUAUUGUCUGUUUCUCGGGGCGAUGAGCUACCCACCACCUGGUCCCGGCCAAUACCCGCAUUAUCUACCGCCGCCGCAGUAUCAACACGGGCAAAUUCCCCCGCAGAUACUGUACAAUAAUGCCGGUCCUCCGCCCCCAUAUGAUGCCUAUGGCAAGCCAGCAAUCUAUCCUUCUGCUAUGACACCAUAUCAUUCAUACCCAUCGACAUAUACUCCACAGCCACAGCCGCAACAGCAGCAAACGCGUCCUCCGCCGCAAACUCCCCCGCAACAGCCGCUCCAUUUACCACCCCAAACUCUCCAACCACGGCCACAGCCAGGACCACAGCCAGGGCCACAACUAGGACCACAACUAGGACCACAGCCAGGGCCACAACUAGGACCACAGCCAGGACCACAGCUUCUCCCUCAAUUACAAUCCCCACCUCCGCCUCAGCCACCUCCUCCCCCGCCUCCGCCUCUGCCUCAAAUCCAACAAGAAGAGCUGCAGCAUCAAUUUGUCAAUCCAGCUCAACUGUUUGUACAACAACCUCUGCCUACUGCUCCGCGAUCCCGAUACACCCAACUUUCUCCUCAGUAUGGCGAACCACCUUUUGUCCCGAGUGGCAGUCCGUCCAAAAUACCACCCGCUGCUUUGCCAGCUCCGCCACCAGUCAUGCCUGUUCAUGUUGCUCCUGUCCCAUCUCCUAUCACUCCUAAACCAAACACCCAAAACAAGCAAGCACAGCCCAAUAUCCAUACACCGCAACCACGCCCUAUCUUUAAAGCCGAACCCACGCCUGCCAAGAUUUCUCCCAAAGUAGAGCCUCAAAAAAAGCCUUCUACGCUUAUUGCAACUACACCCCUUGCGACGCCGAAACGACCCCAGCCUGCUCCAUCGCCAGUGCCACAUGCCACUCCGAAAGUCAUGAUCCCAGCUCCUUCCCCUGUUGUUCAAGCAAAAAUUCAAACCCAGACUCCGAAGAAGCACCCUCAACCACAGCAUAUUGAAAAGAAGAGACAGCCGAGUCAGUCCAAUGUCGAAAAGCAUGGGAAGCCCACACCCUCCAAGUCUACGAAGCCUCCAGUCGACUAUCAGGUCCUGCUUUUGUCCCUGGCUGAUGAGUAUCUAAAUGCUGCUCAUGCUCGUGGAACAACGACCUCAUUGACUGCUAAUGAGAUGGACGUCGAGGAAUAUUACAAGCUAGUUGCUACUGGAUUGGGGUGUUUGGAGGCUGUCCUGAAGAACUGGCGAUUGCAACCUCGCAAAGAAGCUCUUGUUAGACUUCGCUAUGCGCGUACAUUGUUCGAGGAAACAGACAAUGAUAUCGAAGCGGAAACGGCAUUGAGUAAAGGGAUCGAUCUUUGUGAACGAAACCGUAUGCUUGACUUGAAAUACAGCAUGCAGCACCUCUUGGCACGAAUGCUCCACAAGAGUAACCCUAAAGCUUCAUUGAAAGCGGUCGAUGGAAUGAUUCAGGAUGUGGAAGCGUACCGUCAUGCCGCAUGGGAGUACGCAUUUCGUUUCCUUCGAGUAUCACUUUCGUUGUCAUCUCCAUCACACCAAGACUCUGUGCAAGCGUUACAGCAUCUUCACAAAAUCACAGCUAUGGCUAGUCGUAACGGGGACAAGGCUGUCUCGGCGAUGGCGGCUGUCAUUGAAUCACUUGCACACUUGCAACAAGCCACAAAUUCCGAUUCUAUCGAGCAGGCGCAGCGUGCUGUGGCCGCCGCGCGAAGCCAUCAGCUGAAUGACGAACUUCGCCACAUACCUCAACUUACAACCUUGAUUCAAAUGGUCGAUAUCUGCUGUAGUCUUCUAGAGUACGAUGUCAACCAGUCUGGGCAGAAGUUGAAGGUCAUGCAGGCUUUAAUGGACGAAACACUGAGCGACAGCAACUGGCGUCCCGAUGGGUCAUUUUCAGUCCCUCUCAACGGUAAAUCCGCCGGGCCGUCGUCCAUCGACACAGGUGACAUCUUGCAGGUUCAUAAUGGGACAUUGCUAUUAAGCUUCAACUGGCUUCCUCAGCACGAUCUUUAUGCGCUUUGCUAUUUCCUAAGCUCAAUCACACUCAGUGCCAAGAACUCAUAUGAUGGCAGGAAAGCAGAGAAAUAUCUUGAGGAAGGGCUUCGAAUGGUCCAAGGCAAUUUCAAGGCCCCCCAAGAAAUUUCAGAAUCCAUGGUCAAUGCCAACCGUCGAGUUCAGUGGCGUCAGUCCCUUUACUGCAACCUUCUCAUUCAACGAGUCUUCCUGGCCUGCGCUCGAACCGAUUGGGAUCUUGCCAGCCAAACUCUCAACGACCUUCGACAAGUCUUCGAAGAGCUUGGUUCCAACCUUCCAGACACCAUCGAAUGUCUGAUGGAAUAUGCCGCCGGCACCAUCGCACAGGCAACUGGCGAUCUCAAUACCGCGCUGAACAUAUUCCAAUCUCCAAUUCUAUCACUAGACCCCGCUACCAGCAAGACGGGACGCAAUGACCCCUGUCGUGACACGCGCAUCCUCGCCGGUCUCAACACAGUUCUCAUUCUCCGUGAUCCAAGUCACCCAUCGCAUUCCUUGCUCAGCGCCGUCCUAGCAACGCUGGAACCCUUCUGCCAAAGUAGUCCAAACAAGUACAUACAAGCUGCCUACUACCUAGUCUGCGCAACCGUUCACUCCGAGUCAACCAUCCAAACAAAACAGUACCUCCAGCAAGCUCUGCAGUCCGCCACCGCAAUUAGCAACAGCCAAAUCACCUGCAUGACCCUAACAUUCAUGAGCUGGAAGUAUUUCCGCGGCGUGGUCGGCGAGCAAGCCGAAAAAAGCGCUCGGGCCGGCCGUGCAAUGGCUAAACGAGCUAAUGACCGUAUGUGGGCGAGCGUCACUGACGACAUGCUGGCUGAGACUCUGGAGCGACAGGGCAAGGGCGAGGAAGCGCAGAGCGUCCGCGAGGAAGGCCAACGCUUGGUAUCGGGUCUUCCGCCCCGUCUGAGACGUUCGGCCUGA